Ruditapes philippinarum (Manila clam) is the source of this 3011-nucleotide messenger RNA. RefSeq names its product toll-like receptor 4. Lineage: Eukaryota; Metazoa; Mollusca; Bivalvia; Venerida; Veneridae. Gene Ontology annotation, biological process: signal transduction. Gene Ontology annotation, cellular component: plasma membrane. The transcript has a single exon. The record is from RefSeq and is a predicted model, not a curated record. Gene Ontology annotation, molecular function: protein binding. The coding region runs from base 33 to 1733 and encodes 566 amino acids.
GUUACGUAAUUUUUGAUAAUGCAUUUAUUGAAAUGAUCAUCCAAAAAAGAAUUCGUAGAUUGAGUUUUAGUGGUUGUAAUUUGUCGUUUAACGGACCAAUUAAUAUUUCAUAUCAACUUAUUGACUUGUAUGAUUUAGACAUUUCAAACACGACUUUCAUAACACAAGGUAAUAUAUCAUUAAAUGGUGUUCUCAUGAAUAAAUUGUUUCCUUCUCUGAAUAAUUUAGAUGCAUCUCUCUUACAAACUAGGCUCUUGGAUAUAAAUUACGAAUUUCUACAGAAAACAACAAAUUACUACGGCUGCAAUGAAAGCCAGCUCCUCAUAAGAUUUCUUUUCAAAAUUACAGACCUGAAAAUCAAUCGGAUAUUGUCAAGAUCUGUUCAAGUUAACGGCUCAUUUAUUAAUCUGUCAAAAUGUCAAAUAAAUACGCAAUCACUACAAAUAAGGUCAAAUCAUUUACAUUAUUUGAAUGUAACAAUACUUUGGCCCAAGAAUACACCUUUAAUUAACGUUGAUCUGUCUUCAAAUGACAUAGAAUAUUUAUCUCCAUCGUUUUUAGGGUCUGCAACGUCGUUAGAAAUAUUAAACCUUUCAGACAACCAGUUGCAUUUAAUGGACUCUUUGAUCGAGUUUAGAUAUCUGUUUACGAAACACAAAAAAUUAAGACAUUUAGAUAUUUCUAGGAACAGUAUAAAGCUACUCCCGUUAACAAUAUUUUCUUAUAAUCUCCACUUAACAACGUUAGAUUUGUCUCAUAACAAACUUACUUCUAUCAGUUUCAAUCUGAAAAAUCUUCUGCAAUUACAAUUUCUGAAUCUACGAAAUAAUGAAAUUUAUCAUAUAGACGGUAAGGAAUUGAAUUCAUUAAAUGCGUUUGUAGCUGAGUCUUCUUCACAACCGCGUGUUAUAUAUUUUGAGCAUAAUCGUUUCAUUUGUAAUUGUAAAUCAUCACGUUUUAUUAAAUGGUUACACGUUUACAUGACAAAUAAUUAUACUCAAAUUUUGACAUGUUCUUUGAAUGAUAAAGAUGACGUCCUUAUUGAUGACGCUGUUAUUAAAGAGGCGGAGUUUUCUUGCAUUCGUUCAAAGGUAAUUAUUGCUUCAGUUUUAACGGUCGUAUCUAUAAUAACUUUGGUUUCUUUAGCAAUUUGCUUCAUAAUAUACAAGAGGAGGAAACAGGAAAGGAUGAGGAAAAGAGGAUAUUUUAUAACAAAUUUCAAACUUGGUAAUGUCCCGGAAAAGUAUUUGUGUUUUGUUUCUUAUUCUAGCGAAGAUUAUAAAGCAGACAUUCGACAGGUUACAGCUCGGACAAAAGAAUCAUUGCAAGAAUUGAUUCAGACAAGUAAAGAAGUUCUUUGUGUGAUCGAUGAACAUGUUAACCUUGGAUUUCCAAUCGUUGAUGAAAUAAUGCGGUGCAUUAAAGAAAGUUGUGUUGGACUUUUUUUUGUUACUACGAAUUUUUGUCAAAGCCAGUGGUGUGAAAUGGAACUUCGAGAAACCUACGAGUUAAACAAACCUAUUAUACUUAUUUUCAAAGAAGAAAUUGACACAAGGAUUAUGUCUCCAUUAAUGUUAAAAAUCUUCCAACAGUUUACGAGAGGUAAACUGGUUGUUACAGAGCAUGGUGACAUACAAAUGAUACCAGAUAUUCAAGAAUUAUCGAAUUCUAUUCUAAAACUGGCAUCUUUACGAUAUAAUGGAAACAUUGAAGUAAAUAAGACUUCGUUUUAGUAUAAUUUCACUUGAUUGUAACGUUUGUCACAUGUGUAGCUACUAAAAGUAAUCUCAUUGUAACAUACUUUACGGCUAUUACAGACAAUCAUCCAUAGCGAAAGGAUUGAACGUAUGUCUUCAUUGAACACCGCUCUUUUUUUGUUAAUCUUUGAUUACAUAAUUUCAGUCUGAACAAUUAAUAUCAUAAUUGAAUAUAUAUGACAACCAGUGUUUAUUGUUGAAUAAAGUGAUCAUCCAAGAACAUGAACUUUUUAUUAAUAAUAUAAUAAGUUAAUUUACACAUUUUAGCGGGAAUAAAGUGGCAUGUAAAACUAAAAGAUACAGUAUUUUUCAAUUCCUUUGGUUUAUAGGCGGAUUAAACAAUAACAUUAACUGAACGUUAUUAAACAGACACUUUAUAUAUAACUAACUUAAAUGAUGUGGGUUCUGUGCAUGUUUAUAAAAUAAAAACAACAUUUCGCAACUUUAUGUAAGAUCAAUCGUUGCGCAACUUUAUCUAAGAUCAGUUGUUAUAAAAAUUUAGAUGCAUUUUAGGAUACCUGGAAGAAAUUUAUAAUGUAAUCUUGUGUUAUGAGAAGCAGAGAAAAAAUAUUAAUAUCAAGUUUUCAUUAUCAUAUACAAAGAUUUUAUGAAAAAAUAAAUUGAAAUUCAUCAUUACAUUUAAAAUUUCAUAACAUUUAAAAUUGAAGGACUAACAAAAUUUUAUUCUGAUUUAUAAUUUUGUUGAAAUCAAAAUUCAUAGAAUAUUCGAACCAGCAUUUAUGUUUUGUUGUUGUUGUUUUGAGACAUUAAAAUGAAAUCAAAGUGAAACCAAUACGGAAAAAUUGAAAUUGUUACGGGUUUAGUUUGAUUGGGCCAGGCCAGACACUGUUGCGAAUCUACACUUCCUUGUGUUGUGAUAACUUUUGUGUAUAUAUUUUGCUAAAUAUAUAUUUACUUUAUAUAUUCAUUGCUCAUUCCGAUUAGUGUUCAGAAGGUUUAUCGGUGAGCGUAGAUAAUUGUAAAUUAGCAAAGUAUAAUCAACGAAUCGAAUAAGAUUCUUUAUGAUAAGUAAUUUAUAAGUAUUGAACGAAAAAUCUUUCGCUUUUUAGGUGAAUUUUGCAAUGAAUAAUUAAUGUAACCCAUGAGUCACUUUUCCAAUCCAGGAAGUUCAGAAAUCUAUCGUCAACCAUAAUAUGAAACCUCGUAUUGAAAUUAUAAUACAUGUAUACAUUUUUCUUUAUUUGAGUGUAGGAUUGAGAGAAGUCUAGUAUUAAAAUUUGCAUCAAAGGGUCA